Messenger RNA from Striga asiatica, 510 nucleotides. The record is from the annotation of a GenBank genome assembly. NCBI's taxonomy places the organism in Eukaryota, Viridiplantae, Streptophyta, Magnoliopsida, Lamiales, Orobanchaceae.
AUGGUCGUGAAGAGGGCCGACUGUUCCGGGCCCAAAAGCUUCGAGAGCCCGAAAUCCGAGAUCUUCACGCCGUUGUUGUCGUGUAAGAGGAUGUUCUCGGGCUUUAUGUCGCAGUGGAUUAUCUUGUGCUCGCAGCCUGAGUGGAGGUACGAGAGCCCUCUAGCGGUCCCCACCGCAAUCUCGACUCUUUCCUUCCAAUCAAGCGUGUCCACGUCAUCAUCACGGAAAAGGGUUUUAUCCAACGAGCCUCGAUUCAUGUACUCGUACACCAAGAAUCUCUGCCCUCUGCUCGCGCAGAAGCCUUUCAGUUUAACAAGGUUGACGUGGUGGAUUUUGCCGAUGACGGCAAUCUCGGUUAAGAAUUCACGCUUCCCUUGCGCGCCCAAGCAAGUGAUUUUUUUAACUGCGACUUCUGUUCCUUCCUUGAGAGUUCCUUUGUAUACCGUGCCGAAUCCUCCCGAACCUAUUUGGGUGGAAAAUUGUCUGGUUGACUCGACGAGCUCUUGGUAG